This is a messenger RNA of Impatiens glandulifera, 1207 nucleotides long. Its product is annotated as 11-beta-hydroxysteroid dehydrogenase-like 4A. The record is from RefSeq and is a predicted model, not a curated record. The coding region runs from base 13 to 1005 and encodes 330 amino acids. The transcript has 5 exons. NCBI's taxonomy places the organism in Eukaryota, Viridiplantae, Streptophyta, Magnoliopsida, Ericales, Balsaminaceae. Gene Ontology annotation, molecular function: oxidoreductase activity.
UGUUGUUUAUAAAUGUUAGAAAUGGAUUUGAUUCAUGAUCUAAUGGACAUUUUUGUCCCUGUUCUGUUCUUCAUCACACUCCCCAUCUUGUUGCCCUUCUUAGUAAUUUACAAGGCUUUGAAUUUCAUAUCAGGAUUCUUACUAAAGGAGAAACUCGCCGGAAAAGUGGUCCUCAUCACCGGCGCCUCUUCCGGCAUAGGAGAGGAAUUGGCAUACGAGUAUGCUAGAAAAGGAUCUUGUCUCGUGCUGGUUGGAAGACGGGAGAAUCUCCUCCGAAAGGUGGAAGAGAAAUCGAGACAGCUCGGUUCCCCUAAUGUUCAUGUGGUGCGUGCCGAUGUUUCAAAACCCGAAGAUUGCAAGCGUUCAAUUCGAGAGACGGUUGACCUAUUUGGUAGAUUGGACCAUCUUGUGAACAAUGCAGGGAUACUUUAUGUUUCCUUGUUUGAAGAAUGCAAUAACCUUGAAACUCUUACAUCACUAAUGGACGUAAACUUUUGGGGAUCGGCUUAUUGCACUUACUUUGCGAUUCCACACUUGAGGAAAACCAAAGGGAAGAUUAUUGUAAAUGCUUCUUGUGCUGGUUGGACCCCAAUACCAACCCUAUCCACUUACGGGGCAACUAAAGGGGCAAUCAUAAGCUUCUAUGAGGCUCUUAGAGCAGAGAUUGGUUCUGAUAUCGGGAUAACUAUACUGACGCCAGGACUCGUAUCCUCAGAUAUGACAACAUCUGAACAUUUUUGCGCAAAUGUAAAGGCAAUGGCGGCUUGUAGCCCAUCUGAAUCGAGAGAAAGGUGCGCAAAGGCCAUUGUUAGGAGGGUUUGUAGCGGGGAAAGAUUUGUGAUUGAGCCCGCAUGGAUGAGGUGGUUUUUCUAUUUGAACUUGAUGUUUCCACAACUUAUCGAGUGGGGCAACCAACUAUGUGCCGCUCUAUUGACUAGGGAACCAAGGAAAACAAACAAAAAUGUUGUCUUUGUCAACUCAAAUGGUCCCUUGAAGGUGGAUUAGGUCAAACAUGGAACAUGAAGGAGCUAGCUAGAGCUUCACAAGACCACCUCUAGCUAUACUUUUAUUUAAUAAGAAAUGUUGGAGUUCAAACUUAUUUUCUAUACUUUUAAUUAUUGGAAGGUCUUUGUUUUUGAUACUUUUCAACUCUACUUUUAUUGGGAUCUUAAGUUGAUUUUCAUUUGAAACAUAGAAAUUAAUGCCA